UAGUGUCCCAAUGAUACAUAGUAGUUUCCUUACUCAGCCUAUAACUCCUUCCUAUUUACAUUUUUUAAGCUUUGGUGAUAUCUUCUGAAACGCUUGAGUAACAUAGGAAGUGCGUACCUGCCUUAGGUAGUAUGUAUAAGGAAGGGGAGAUAGGAUGGAUUACGGCAUUUGACUUUAUGUAAUAUUCAAUCAACUGUGAAAGAACCAACGAUCAGACUGACCAACGAUGCGAUAGACUUUUAACCUUUUCAGCCCUUCCAACCUGCCAACCUGCCAACUUAGUGGGGUUGACAGCAGGGGAUUUAACUGUGGAGCCCGCUAUAUCAUCCACUGUAAUUCUCGGUAACUUUACCUUGUUAGUCGCGUGCACGGGUCAACAGCACAAAGACCCCUGAUUCUUUACCAACACUCUAACUAAACAAUUCCCAUAAAAGAAACUUUGUCUUAAAAAGACCAACACUAUGUCGUCGUCAACUAGCUUAAGCCGCACGCGCUCGCUUCAAAAACCUACUUCCGGGAGCAAUGGAUCAACACGGGGGAAUAUACCCUCGGCGCGUAACGAGGCUAGGAACACGUCGCCUAGCAGACUACCAGUGAAACCCACAAUGACGACCCGAUCGAUGGUGUCGAAUACCACAACCUCUUCUACUACCACUGCGCGACGAAUAGCAAGCUCUACUAUCACGGGGAGACCUCCCUCGGGGACUUAUAGCAAGGCCCCAUCCGCACGCUCAGACAAUGCCGGUAAUACUGCAGCCAAAGCUCCCAGGCCUCUAGGCAGAGCAUCGUCUACGCGUCAAGUUUCAUCCUCGUCAACGACAGCAGGAUCGGUUCCUUCAACCCGCUCCGCAAGUACAACCGUCAACCGACCGAGAUCAUCCGGCGGUCCGCCUCCAACGGCUUCUAACCGAUCUAUCGGACACUCACGAUCGAAAUCUACAGUCACGAGCCUCACGGCCGCAACAACCCUCCGCCCUGCCGCUCAAUCCCGAAUAUCCCAAACAUCAUCUACAUCGUCGGGCCGCACGAGCCCCGCCGCAAGCGCAAUCACGACAGCGAGCUCGAAAGCUCCGACACGGCAGACACGCUCCCAGACACACACGCGCACGCGCACGAAAUCGCAAUCCCAACCCUCCUCUACUUCUACUUCCACCUCUACCUCGCAGCAACCCACCAGCCGCCCAGCGUUCAACACACACCAACAGCACUACAGCCCAGCCAAGUCCCUCGCGCCGAAGCCCCUAACAUCCACCUUCCUCGCACCCCCCUCGCCCUCCAAGCUCCCCGCCAACGUCGCCAUCUCCGCCGAGACUAGCCGUCUACAGACGGAACUACUGCAGCUCUCGCUUCUCCAUCGCGACGCCGCUGCCGUCGACUCCGAAUGGCGCCAUAGCGCGCGCCAGAAACUCGGGGCGCGGUUCGCGCGGUUAAACGCCGACCACGACGCCCUUAUCAAGCUCGAGAGACACGGUGUCGAGGCCCGGAAUAUCGCGGCGCUCGUGCGGUGGGGCAAAAGUAAUCGGUCGGGUCUCGGGCUAGAAGAGAAAGUCCAGAUCCUAGACGAAGUCCUCAACGGCGUCUGGCAGCUCGGCGAGCUGGGCGGGCGCUACCAGCGCGUCGUAGCCAACUUCGAGGUCUGGGCCGAGCGCAUGGCCUCUAUCAUCGCAGCCCAGCGCUCGGGAGACGUCGAAGGUCUAAUCGCCGGCGACGAGGUGCAGUUUCUAGGCGACCUAGACCGGACGUGGGCGCGCGACUGCGAGAGCCUAUUACGGAAACUCGAGGGGUGGCGGGCCGCUUUACAGGAUCUCGGCGACGUCGACGUCGACGACGACGACUCUAUAGCCGACUCCGGGCUAGCGCGGAUGGUGCGCGGCAGCCGUGCGCUCGUCGACGAUAUGUUAGCUGAGCUGGCGGUUAUGGGGCAGAUCGAGCGGGAUGCGGCGAGGGCGGAGAACGAAUGGAUCACGCGGAUGAACAAGGCGAUCGAAGACGAAGACGACGAUACCCCCGCCGCGCGAGCGUAUGUGCCGCUCUGGAAGUUGGCGGCGUGAGGAUGUCUGCUUGUUUGCUAA
Daldinia vernicosa is the source of this 2072-nucleotide messenger RNA. RefSeq lists its product as uncharacterized. The record is from RefSeq and is a predicted model, not a curated record. The transcript has a single exon. Bases 462 to 2051 code for a protein of 529 amino acids. Lineage: Eukaryota; Fungi; Ascomycota; Sordariomycetes; Xylariales; Hypoxylaceae.